CUUAUUUCAAUUCUCCGACUCCGAGGCGUGGUAGCGACGAGUCAAACCUGCUGGGCGGCAUGGCGGCGGUCGAUAGCCAUGGAGACGGCGAUCUGGUCUCCCCCGGCGAACUCCUCGGCGAUUCCCGCGAUCUCAUCGCCGGAAGAGGAGCCUAUGUCGCCCCUAACGGCCGAUCCAUACGGGCUUCCCUCACUGGCACCCACCGUGUAACACCACCUCAACCCGGCGCCCCUGACCAGAGGUCGACGGUGGAAGUAGUCGGGCAUAGGGCUCAGGGUGCCGUUCCACAGCCCGGUUCCGUGGUUAUUGCUCGUGUUACGAAGGUUAUAGCCCGCAUGGCAUCAGUAGAUAUAAUGUGUGUCGAGUCCAAAGCUGUGAAGGAAAAGUUUACUGGGAUAAUCAGGCAACAAGAUGUCCGUGCGACUGAAAUUGAUAAGGUGGAUAUGUAUCUCUCGUUCCGUCCUGGUGAUAUUGUUCGAGCUCUUGUUCUUUCUCUUGGAGAUGCAAGAGCAUAUUACCUUUCCACUGCAAAGAAUGAACUAGGAGUAGUUUCGGCUCAAAGCAUAGGAGGUGGUAACAUGGUCCCAAUCAGUUGGACAGAGAUGCAAUGCUCCUUGACUGGCCAAAUCGAACAUAGAAAAGUGGCAAAGAAUGCUUAAGAUUUAAGGCUGAUUCUGACUGUUGGUCACGGCAAAUGUUGAAAUUGAGAUGUUGUUGUCGUAAAUUGAUGAUGAUUUUGUUCAGCUAGUGGGUACUUUUUCUUUUGCUUGCUAUCAAUUGUGAAAAUUUUCAUUUUACUUUCAA
This is a messenger RNA of Zingiber officinale, 804 nucleotides long. Its product is annotated as exosome complex component CSL4-like. Gene Ontology annotation, cellular component: cytoplasm; nuclear exosome (RNase complex). The transcript has 6 exons. Gene Ontology annotation, biological process: RNA processing. Gene Ontology annotation, molecular function: RNA binding. Lineage: Eukaryota; Viridiplantae; Streptophyta; Magnoliopsida; Zingiberales; Zingiberaceae. Bases 60 to 659 code for a protein of 199 amino acids. The record is from RefSeq and is a predicted model, not a curated record.